Necator americanus (New World hookworm) is the source of this 483-nucleotide messenger RNA. RefSeq lists its product as uncharacterized. NCBI's taxonomy places the organism in Eukaryota, Metazoa, Nematoda, Chromadorea, Rhabditida, Ancylostomatidae. The record is from RefSeq and is a predicted model, not a curated record. The transcript is spliced from 2 exons. Bases 1 to 483 code for a protein of 160 amino acids.
AUGGUCGUUGACGACCCUUCGCUCGGGGAGCAGAGGCUGUCAUCAUCCUGGCUUGCCUGCCUGCUUGCCUGCGGACCGACUGUGUGUGUGUAUGUCGGCGAUGUCGACAUUGGCGGCCGAAAUCGAUCCGAGAACCCAACGAACGACGAGGAGGAGCCCGACGAUUCACGGGGCAAUUGUCGGUCGUCGGCGAAUGUCGACGACGAGCAGUGCUGUGGUGGUGGUGCUCAGGUGCUCCCCAUGGGAAUUUUAACCUCAUCUCCUCUUCAUUACUGUAUUUUACGUGUGGGGAAAUUUUCAUUUCUGGACUCUGGGCUAGAUCAGGCCUGGGAUCAUAUAAACAUCGCUACUCCCACACAUCCCACUCGUCAGGGGGAGAAGAAAAAAAAAACAUUCGGCCUCGACGUGAUUCCCCGGCGUGUGACUCAUCCGCGAAUUGCAUCAUAUUCUGACGUGGACUACGACGAUUCGGAUGGUCGUUGA